Messenger RNA from Neolamprologus brichardi, 3035 nucleotides. The record is from RefSeq and is a predicted model, not a curated record. Lineage: Eukaryota; Metazoa; Chordata; Actinopteri; Cichliformes; Cichlidae.
CAUGGCGACCCUCGGAUUUUCAACAUUGGGCAACAACUUUAUACAAGCAAAGCAAAAAAUAAAGGUCGUAAAAGUGACUGCGUAAGUGCAAAACAGCUCGAAACAGCAAUUUCAGUGACGCAAUGGACACAUCUGAGGAGACAGAUGACCAAACGGAUGCAGAGCAGAGUUUUUUCCCUACUGCUGUAUCAGAAGAGGAGCUGGUUGAAGCCAAAAGAAAAAACACCCUAAAACGGCUGUUUGGCUCCAGUAAAAUAUUUCUUCACACAGAAAAACCCUGUCAAAGACCAGACCUGCAGGGCAGCCUCAUCAUUCAGAGCAAGGCCGCUGAGCAUUAUACAAAUGGAGAAGAGGCAAUGGGGAAAUCCCAGUAUGAAAGGGCUGUCAUCUGCUUCUCCAAAGCCAUCACUCUGCAGCCACAACAGGUUCAGCUAUAUGUGAGCCAGGCAGAGGCCUACCUACAGCUGUGUGACUUCCAGUCAGCAGCAGCCUGUUACAAACAGGCCUGGCUCUUGGAGCCUGGAGCCUUCGAGGAUCGUUUGGCCUUCAUUUACUAUCUGCAGGGUCAGUGUUUGUUCGACCAAGGUUUUUUUGUAGAUGCACUGGAGGCUUUCAGCAAAGCUGCUGAGGUGAAACCGGGUUGCAGAGCUCACAAGGUCAGAAGCUUGGCCUGUCUGACAGCUUUAGGUCGCCACACUGACUGUCUGAAGCUGGUAAAUGACUGGAUGGAAUCAGAAGGUCCCACCUCCGACCUAUACAUCCUCAGAGCCCGACUGCACAAAGAGCUUAACAAGACAUCAGUUUGUUAUCAUGACGUGCAGUUGGCGUUGGCGUUGAACCCGACCUGUCCGGUGGCUGGAGCUCUGCAACUCCAGCUGCGGGAAGCGAGUGAACGGGCGAGACAAAGGGCUGUGGACAAAGCUUUGUGUGGAGAGUUGCCUGAAGCCCUUUGCAUGAUUAAUAUCGCUCUAGCCAACAGCCCAGAGGACGGACGCCUCUACCUGUUCAGAGGGACUCUGUAUAGACGGAUGAAGAACUUCAUACACGCCAUUGAGGAUAUAAUCCAGGCUGUGGAGCUGAGUGGAGAAGAGGAGAAGAAGGGACAGCAGGAAAUCAGGAGUCAGAAGGUGGAGGUCAGGGAUGAUAAGGCUGAGAGUUGCUCUGUGCAGGAGGAGGCGCAGUUUCAGCUGGCUCUCAUCUACAAUGAUUUUGCCGUUCAGUGCUUUUGCAAAGGUCUCUACGCAGAGGCGACUCUGCUUCUCAACAAAGCCAUUGAGGAAGAGAAGGGCCAGGCAGGCCUGUACGUGAACCGAGGAGACUGUUUCUUUAAGCAGAGUUCUUGGUACUAUGCUCUGGCUGACUACCGGCAGGCUGAGGAGAUGAUGCAGCCAAAUGACCCUGCUGUCCGCCUCCGACUCGCUGUCAUUUACAACACGCUGGGAUCUUUGUGUUUCCAGGAUGGGCGUUUCCAGGAGGCAGUCGAUAUGUUUUCUCUGGCCAUCCAGCACAACCCCGCCUCUAGCCAUUACUACGAAAGCAGAUCGAAGGCUUUUCGAAAGCUGCCGAACCUGUACGGGGCCAGGCAGGACUUCAUCUGCAUGCUGAUUCUGGACCCCACCCACGAGGAGGUGGCUCCUAUGCUUAUGUGUCUGUUCCCAGGCUGCAGGGUCUCUGAUGUAUUGUCCAGCCCAAAAGGACAAGCGAUCAGAGCUCAGCUGAUGGAAACCAUGCAGGCCUGUAGCUCCUCCUCUGAUCCACAAAGACUGAGUGAGAAGCUCUGCAACAUGACUCUGACUAAUGAGAGCAUAGCGAGCCAAUCAAAAGAGCCAAGUAAAGAAGGCAAGGAGCUGGAGCUGUGUGUGAACAAAGAGGACAUGCAGAUAACUGUGAGGAGCCUCCUGCAGUGACUUCACAGCUGUUCUGUGUUAUUGUGCAGCAGGUCAGCCGUUCAUUCCUGACACUGCAUCGCUAAACCACACUGGGACGUGUCUCACUACACACCACCUACCAUCCAUCAGUGCGUCUGUAAACACGAGAGGAUGCAGUGCUGCAGAGUUGGCCUGUUUGGGUUCCACAUCUGAGAAAUGACAGCAGGAAUACAGAGAGUGGAACAAACAUCAUCAGCUGUAACUCUGUGUUUUCCUGUUAUUUAGAAUUACACAGGAGUUUGAUGAUCGAGAGAAUCAUUUUUAACAGUGCCCGAUGAAAACGUGCUUCCAGAUACAUCGGCUGUAAAUUGAUAUCAGAGUUUAAAAUCCCAGUUUCACUGAUAGCUAGUGCAUAUUUUUGUAUUUGUACUUUUUCUUUUAGUUGUUCCUUCUGCUUUAGCAAAAUCUAUGAGACACAGCAAAGGUAACUGUCAUGUCAGUCAACAAGGCUGAUAUCAAACAACGUAUCAGUUCAUCCCGGCACAAAAUUGUGUGUAACUGUGUUCCUUAUAAUCAAGAAAAGUAGAACGGUUCAUGCGCCUUAAGGAAAAAGUAUUUCUGUUCAUCUAGAUGUGGCGUUUAUUAGUAGGAGAAACAUUUCAUCACUCAUUGAAAUGACUUCUUUGGUCUCAGAGACGACAUUCUUUUUGUUGGCCAGCAGGGGUCAGUGUUUAUCUCACUGCAAACACUGCAUUCAGAUGAACAGGAUCACUUUUCUAGGAUUUUUCUUUACCUGGAUACAUCACAACAAACUCUUCAUAUGAAGAUGCUGAAUAAAAAUGAGAAAACUGCAGUUUCAUGUCUGUUGAGAAGAACAUAAAGGAUACUAGGCGUGGUUAUUUUAUGUGAAUAAAACCUUUACAUGAACCUAAAGUUUAAUACAUAUAGCUGCUGCUACAAAUACAGCUAUGAUUUCUAAAUUAUAGAUGCUGUUUCUACACAGGUCUUCUAUACAGUAUUUACGGUUUGGAGAUGGGCUCUAAAGAUUAAUGUUGCCCAGCUUAGUAUCUGACCAGAAAUGUAAUGUGGUUUCCCCCUUUGUUCCUAAAUUAUGUAAUUAAUUAAUUUUACAUGGACUGGUACUUAUAAAACAUUGUUAUACUCUAA